Messenger RNA from Peronospora farinosa, 1179 nucleotides. The record is from the annotation of a GenBank genome assembly. Lineage: Eukaryota; Oomycota; Peronosporomycetes; Peronosporales; Peronosporaceae.
AUGGGGAACCGCGGGCGACGUCGGGGUAAAACUCAUGCUGUAAAUCGGACUGAUCUAACAGCAGCUGAACGCAUGAAGAAACAAAAAUCGAUGUCCCAGUUGGAAUCGGAUGAUUCCCCUAGCCUGCAGGCUUGCAGCCAGCCGGAAGUUCUCUCAAUCCGUUGGAAAAAGCCGCGAGGAGCUGUUGUGAUUCAGUACGCAGAUGGUAGUCGCUAUGAAGGCGGUGUAGAUGACGAGGAGAGACGACAUGGAACCGGUGUCCAUAUACUGAGAUCAGGGCAUGUUUCUGAAGGUGACUGGGUGCACGGAUACUUUGAAGGGUUUGGCAUGCAGACGUUUGCAAGGACAGGGGACUGCCACGAAGGCAUGUACCGUAGAAACUACCGCCAUGGCACAGGGACGUACUUGUGGGCAAAUGGGGACAAAUACGUGGGUAAUUGGCGAGCUGGAAAGAUGCACGGAAUUGGCACGUUCUUUUGGAAAAAUGGCGACUUUUAUGAUGGUGAAUGGAAAAAGGGAAUGAUGCAUGGCAAAGGAAAGAAGAUAUUUUCGUCCGGGGAAAUGAUCGAUGGGGCAUGGAAGCAAAAUCAAGUGAGCGGGUGGGGAAUCAAGGUGUUUAGCUACGGAGACAAGUACGAAGGCUUUUUUGUCAAAGGUGAACGUGAGGGGUUUGGUAAGUACGAAUGGGUGGGUGGAGACUCGCACGAAGGUACAUGGCAUCAGGGCAGGAUGCAUGGCAAAGGUGUGUACGUGUCGGCAGGUGGAUCUCUGCACGGUUCGUGGCUUCACGACGAACUUAGUGGCCAAGGCGUCCACUACUUCCAGUGUGGCAGUGUUUAUACUGGGGAGUAUAAAGCUGGUGAGCGAAGUGGUGUUGGUACACUGACAUUCGCCUCAGGAGAAGUCUAUGAAGGUGAAUGGCACAAGGAUGAGAUCCACGGUUACGGAUCGUGGUCGUCACCUGACGGAAGGAAGUUCAUUGGAACGUGGAAUCAUGGUUUUCCGUCUGGCCGUGGCAUUUUCUGCCAUGAGCAUGAUGAAGACGAAAGAGCAGAGGACGAAGGAGGCGGACAUUUCGCUGAAACGAGAUCUGUGUUUGAGGUAGGAGAGUUCAUACAUGGAAGACUUACCACCAGUGGUAAACAUAUUUUCAUCGGGCGACUCACAGCUCCAUCGUAG